AGCGAGAAGGCCAAAGCAAGUGCAAACGCGAACACAAACUUCUCCCAACUAGGACGAACUGGGUACGCGGGAUUGGAUGCUAAAGCUGAUACUAUAUGGUCUAUACUUGAAGCAAAGUAUUCGUAUCUUAAAAACAUACAAGAUAAACGCGCAAAAGCGUGGAUAAUGAGUCAAAAAAUAAAAAACCCAGAAACUAACUCGUAUGAACUGGCACCAGAAUCGCUUGAAAAAAUCAAACGUUUGGUCCGUACCGAGAGAGAGAGAUGAUAGUAGAUGGUAGUUAUUUUGCCGAAAAGAUAUGGCCUAUACUUGAAGCAAAGUAUUCAUAUCUUAAAAACAUACAAGAUAAACGCGCAAAAGCGUGGAUAAUGAGUCAAAAAAUAAAAAACCCAGAAACUAACUCGUAUGAACUUGCACCAGAAUCGCUUGAAAAAAUCAAACGUUUGGUCCGUACCGAGAGAGAGAUGAUAGUAGAUGGUAGUUAUUUUGCCGGAAAGGAUGACCCAAUUAUUAGAGUUAUGGGAGUGAACAUGGCGGAAGAACACGGGCAGUCUCCGAGGUUAUAGGUUCAACAAAUGUUUAUGGAGGAUUAUUCAACAAUGGUAAAAAGCGAGCAAGAAAUGGCGAUAGUUUGGAUGUAAACUAGGAGAGAGGCUCGGUAUCAUGGGUGGACAACAUCUCGAGCCUGGGUUUUUGUGGCGCUAGUGCGUUUGGUGGACCAACUAUGUCUUAUCCACCUAUCAAGAAAUUGACCCCAUGUGAAUUGCUUUUUCCAUUUCAACUUAGUGAUGAAUUGACGGUGGCUAUAGGGCAGAUAUGGCCAACUUCUGAUAGGUUCCUUCAUGGAAAACUAAUAGACGAUGGUUUUGUUAAAGUUCAAGUAGAUAAUGUCAUUGAAGGUUGCGAGAAAAUGCCUAUUCUUGAAGUUACAAAAACUGAUGAUAUUAAACGUGUUGGAGAUAUGCUGCACAGUUUUGUUCAGUGGCCUUGGGAUGCACUAAAGAUUGUGAACAAAGACAAAUCCAACAGAUUAGUGAGUGCCCCAAGAAUGGACCUGAGUCUCGGUUCAUCGAGUCACACAGGUGUCUUGCCUCAAACACAAACUGGUGACGUCGCAGCAACUUCAUGUUAUCACCCAGGGCCAGAGAUUGAGGAAGAUGAUCCGAAUGAACUACAAAUUCCUAGUCAACAAAACAUUGAUCAGAUGAGUUUUAUGAAUAUGUUAAUGCAAGUGCAAGAACUACCCGAAAAACAAAUGCCAAACACUCAUGCUCCUAAUUCAGAUCCAGAAUUUAUCGAUCCUGAAGUAACUACUGCUUUGGAAAGAACAAAGACUAGGCCUCGUGCAAUUCAAGAUAUGGUUGAACUAUUAUCAAGGUGCGUUGGGGAUAACCAUAGCAUUCUGAUUUCUUCACCGGCCAGGAUGUAUCCCCAAACGGUUCAGGAUAGUAUUCCAUAUGUGGAGCUGUUACAACUAUUUUCUAAUGACUGGCUUGACAUCAGUGUGAUACAUUGGUUUGCAAUGUAUUUUUAUGAGACACACAAUUCUCAAUGUGCUUUCUUUAAUCCACACCACAUCAAAGGUGACUCAUGCACGAAAAAUUCUAAAGGCGUUCAAGAACAUAUCAUAGAUAUGUUUAUGUUACAUACUGACAAAACAUUUUUUCUUGCACCAUAUUUAGCCAAUGACCAUUGGACACUAAUUGUCAUUUGUCCUUCAACAGAGAGAGGCUAUAUUAUUGACUCUAUAAGUAGAGAAAAAGAACCAGCAUAGUUACCUUCUUACGUCUGUCAUUGAUGAAGCUUUUGGGUUUCCAUUUCUUUGG
This is a messenger RNA of Helianthus annuus (common sunflower), 1826 nucleotides long. RefSeq lists its product as uncharacterized. NCBI's taxonomy places the organism in Eukaryota, Viridiplantae, Streptophyta, Magnoliopsida, Asterales, Asteraceae. Bases 725 to 1774 code for a protein of 349 amino acids. The record is from RefSeq and is a predicted model, not a curated record. The transcript is spliced from 10 exons.